This is a messenger RNA of Verruconis gallopava, 2751 nucleotides long. RefSeq lists its product as uncharacterized. Gene Ontology annotation, molecular function: protein binding. Lineage: Eukaryota; Fungi; Ascomycota; Dothideomycetes; Venturiales; Sympoventuriaceae. The record is from RefSeq and is a predicted model, not a curated record. The transcript has 2 exons. Bases 342 to 1883 code for a protein of 513 amino acids.
UGUAUCGAGUGCUCAAAAUCUAUUCAUGAGCCCGUGUACGAAGUACGUCUGGAGCUUUGUUGCGCCUCCAUCGCCUCUAAGCCGUUUCGGAUGCAUUUUCAGCGCAGAUCACUACGAUAGUUUGCAGCACACCGCCGAUGCACGGCGACUCGAUUGGCCUCACGACGUUGCCCCGCAAUGUCAUGCUGUGCAACCGACGCUAGUGUUCGUUAUGCGCGCCUGAGUCCCUCAAUAUCAACCAAGUACCUCUCUUGAACGUCUCAAACCCGGCAGCUCUCGUUUGAACCUGUGGACUCAGUGCGAAAGCAGAUCGUUUUCGCCACGGCCUUUCAGAAAUCAUCAUGAACGCGCCAUUAUGCGCUCUUCCAAACGAGCUUCUCCUUCUGAUUGUCGACUUCGUUGAGGACAAGAGAGACCUCCGUGCGCUCGCCCAGGUCUCGAAACGCUACCAGAAUUUUGCUGAAAGUGUCCUCUAUCGGUCGACUCUAAUCAGAAACUCAACUCAGUCCGCUCAACUUCGCAAUGCUCUGCUGGGACGUCCCGCGAGAGCGGCAUGGAUCCAAUCCAUCAAUCUCCGGCCAGGCUGGUAUCAGUCUCGAAAGACCCUAGGCACCCACAUGCACUACGUCAUCUCAAAGUGCCCAAAUCUGAAGGAAUUUGCUGUCGAAUCUCCUACUUGCAAUUAUGGACGAUGGGCUAGCGGCGAGGAUGCUUGGAAGCACGACGAACAGGCCAUCCUCGAAGGAUUGGCCGUACUUGAUCCAAGUCAGCUCAGCAAAUUGACCCUGCAUCUUGACGGUAACCACGAUCGAUAUUGGGACCCAAACCAUGUGGGUGCUGCACAGUAUAGCUGGGCAAUGGUCAUGGCGUUGCCUUCCCUGGUAGAACUUACGGUCUCUUGUGCCUUGAUUCACGACAACAUAGCUAUAGGGAAGCAACACUCUGGCAAUCUAAAAAUUCUUGAGCUGGUCGAGUGUAAUAUCACCCUUGAGGGCUUGAUGCGCAUGCUCGCAGCACCGAAAGCCUUGCAAAGGCUCCAUCUAGGAGAAAACGCAUAUCAUGCAGGUCAAGGCUACGACCAGAUUCGCGGUCAACGAUUCAACAGUCUGUUUGGCUAUGAUCCAACUUCAUUCAUCAAAGCAUUGGCACAACAGUGCGGCUCUCUUGAACAACUCGAAUAUGUCGCAGGCGAGCCUAAAUUUCCGAGCAAGAGCGUGAAUGAAAGCUUUGAAAACUUUCUCAAACUCCGAGAAGUUCACCUGUCCGAGCACGUUCGCGACAACUGUCGAGAACUCAUCCUGACCGGAGCGCCAGCACUGCAAAAGGUGUACAUCGAAGUCGCCGCACUUAAACUGUUCGAGCCUCUAAUACGUUUAGAAGAGGAACAACAUGUGGGUCCUGGAAAAGUCCAAUCCGAACUGGUUGAAAAGAGGCUUGGAACAAACAUACACGACGCUCUGUUCGCUGAAAUGCAGAACAGGACGCAUCCGUCGCUGCAGGAGCUGCACGUUAUCAUGCCCCACGGGCCUGUUCCAAUCAGUGGCAGCAGACGCACCUGGAUCCAGAUGCUCGCCAAACAUUGGAAGAGCCGUGGUGUCACGCUUUUCUUAUACUAUAAGCAUAGCACGUCGAUCUUCCCGCCGAUUCUCUUCAAUGAAACGGGAAGAGCACCGCGCGACAUCCUAAUGUUCAGUCAAGAGGGCGGAUUCACCGAGGCAGCGAACGGGCCUGAUCCUUGGGGCUUUGAUAGUGACUACAGCAUUGAACUUGCCGAUCAAUUCCCCGAUAUGGUUGAUUUUUUGGAUUUCGACACUUUUUGGCAUGCCGAAGACGAUUGGGACGCCUUUGGGGAUCUAGACUUCCACGCGAGCUUUGGACUAUGAAGGAGACGCCCAGACAACGCGUUUGCGAUUAAAAUCUAUAUUUUGAACACACACGGCGGUUAUUUCAUCUGAGGAAAUCAAUGAGACCUAGGAUGUGUCCUUCGAACUUCUGAAAGGGUCUCCUACCUUACUCUUGUUCUUCAUCUCCUCGAAAGCCACGAACAAAGUUUCUGGCAACGGCCCUUUCUUGCAGGCGCGAAGGCUCUCCGCGAUCUGGCUAUCACUCGAAGCGCCCAGAAUCACGACGUCGUUCUCUCCAAGCGGCGAAUGGUGCAUGAACCAGCGCAUGGUCGCCUCCAGCAAAGAAAUUCCCGCAGCGGUGCACGCGUUUUGCAACAUCCGCAAAACGGCAAUGUUCUCUUCGUUGAGGUACAUGUUCCCAAAUACUCUCAUUGAAUCGAACCUGGUUCCUUUCUUUGGCGUGACGAUCUCUUCGGUUGGCUUGGCAAGCAAACCGCCAGCGAGCGGCGAGUAGGCGUAGAAGGUCAUGUUCAGCCUUUUGAGGAGUGGCAACAGGUUCGAUUCGGACUGGUGCCGGUUGAUAGGAUUGUAGCCACCUUGAUAAGCGGUUGGAAGCGGAUACUUGUUCUUCUCGCAGAUACUGUAUACCUCUUGCACUUGCGUCGGAGUGAGAUUGGAAAUCCCCCACCGAUCAAUUUUUUUUUGUUCAUGUAGCGAAUUGAUAGCACGACACUGCUCCUCAAAGCCUGUCCUUGGAUCCGGUCCGUGCAAGUAGUACAGAUCGAUUGUGUUCACCCGCAGUGCUCUCAGGGACUUUUCGCAGUUAAGGAUGAUGUUGUCAUACUCCAGCGAGCCAGGCGUGAAAGCCGGUGCCUUGGUCGCGAUCAAGAAAUCUUUGUGCGCUUGC